Messenger RNA from Spodoptera exigua (beet armyworm), 1248 nucleotides. NCBI's taxonomy places the organism in Eukaryota, Metazoa, Arthropoda, Insecta, Lepidoptera, Noctuidae. The record is from the annotation of a GenBank genome assembly.
CAUAGUCGUAGUCGUGUCAUAUGUCACCAGUCACAGUCACGUUAUUGAUUUGAAUUUCGACAUAACCUGACCAUUGAUUGCCAUUGAUUUAAAAUUGUAAUAGUUGUUCAAUUAAAACAUAACAGAAAAGUUAAAUGAAUAUUGUUCGCUGGUACUUAAAACCCAGUUUUGUUAAACAGUUAACAAAACCUGUUGGGUUUCUUUCACACGCUGUCACUAUGUCUUCAUCAGCAUUCAGAAGUGCAGCAAAAAGGAUUGUAUGGCUAGACCUUGAGAUGACAGGCUUGGAUGUGGAAAAGGACCAUAUUUUGGAAAUAGCUUGUGUGGUUACUGAUGAUGACCUGAAUGUUGUGGCUCAAGGCCCUAAUAUUGUCAUCAACCAGCCAGAUAGUAUCCUCAAUAAAAUGUCUGACUGGUGUAUAGCUCAGCACGGUGAGAGUGGACUAACAGAAGCUAGCCGCCAGUCAAAAGUAACUCUGAAGGAUGCAGAGCUACAAAUUUUGGAUUUUGUUAAAUCCCAUGUGCCAGAGAAAAAGUGCCCUUUGGGUGGCAAUUCUGUAUACAUGGAUCGUUUAUUUUUAAGAAAAUACAUGCCAGUAUUAGACAACUAUCUUCAUUACAGAAUAAUAGAUGUCAGUUCUAUAAAAGAAUUGGCAAAGAGGUGGUACCAAAAAGAGUAUUCACUCAUGCCAAUGAAAAAAUUCAAACAUCGCUCCAUAGAUGAUAUACUUGAAAGUAUAGAUGAAUUGAAGUAUUUCAAAAAGAAUAUAUUUAAGGCGACAGAUAAAUUGCAAACUGCAGUUUAGAGUCAAAUUUGUACAUUAUUAAUAGACUUAUUCUUUAUACAAAUAUUAGUUAAAUUUUACAAUACUAAUUUAUUUGUCUGUUGUCAGUUGCAGUUGUUUAAUCUGUGUCCUGUUUCUGACUAUCUGCCAUGUAGUAAAAUUGCAAUAAUUGAAGAAUUCUCAAAGGUUUAUAUUAUAGCUACUACGGUUUAAGGCACCAUGGUCUGUGCCCAGAGCAGGAGAAGGAACGGGGGUUUUUAGUCAGUAAGAGUCUGACACUUCGUCUCGCCUCACCCUGGGCGAGAAAAGAUAUUUGAUGCUUUUCCUCACAAAAAAGUGUACGGUUCUGUUAGUUAUGCUUAUUAUAUUUGAUAUCAUAGCAACACUUUACCUCAUAGCAAAAUAAUGUUUUGUUUUGUCUAAUUAAGAUUCAAGUGAGUGAAUCUCGGUAGAUUACUGGGUA